Molecule: messenger RNA, 3460 nt
Organism: Saccostrea echinata
Lineage: Eukaryota; Metazoa; Mollusca; Bivalvia; Ostreida; Ostreidae
Exons: 4
Coding region: 392-2677 (761 amino acids)
Cellular component (GO): membrane
Source: RefSeq, a predicted model, not a curated record
AUUCAUCAGCUCAUCAGUUAAAACUCUGGCUUAUCAUAAAACAAAUCUCUCUCAAUCUGUAUCUAGACGUGUUACCUUAAACCCACGCUGAUAAUAUAAGCCUAGGCCCACGUAUAAACACUGAAGCAUCCUCCUUGUUUUGUUUCACAGAGAAGCAAAUGUUAAAAUCAGACAUUCAUUGUAUACUUUGUGGAAGAAAAAAAAUAAGUUUUUGGAACGUGAGUAAAGAGGUGCAAGAAUGAGCAGGUCAGCAUGGACCUAGGCCUCCAGGAUCAAUACUUACAGUUCUCAGAUGAAGGAUGAUCUGCGAAGGAUUAAUUCUGCAGGAACAGGUUGUGAGGUAGGUUUACACCCUCUUAUACGCUGACGGGAUUUUGAAAAAUUAAAGAAUAUGGCACAUUAUUCAAUUACAAACAUCUUUUUUCUUGCCUUACUGACUCCUGUGAUUGGUCAACUAUCAGUAAGUUCAAAUGUCACAUCGGACCUGGAUCCAAUCGAGGAAUCAAUCGUGAAUUCCAUUUUACGAACGGUAGGGGAGAAAUUCGAAUCCCUAAGUACCCGGAUGAGCUCGAUGGAACGUGGACUAAACACAUUGCAGUAUUACAAUCUACGACAGUUCCGAACCGUGAACACACACCUUCACACAUUGGAUAAUCUCUUACAAAAUAUGCAUGCACGCGUAGAACAACAGGAAGUCAGUGAUAGAGAGCUAGCGACAUCAGUGAUGCUUCUAAAAAGAGAAAUCAAGAACAUGGAAAUGACAAACAAAGGGAGUUUUGACAGAAUAGAAGAACAGAUGCUGGCAAUGUCACGUAGUGUUAAUCAGAAUAUGGGGAAUGCCCAGAAGUCUAUCAUUAAUGCUCUCAAUGACACGGUUGCCCAACAGGGCGAGGUUGCAAAUGUUCUCAGAGAAAUUGUGGUCUCGGAGCGGGACAGAACUAAACAGAUAUGUUCUGAGUCACUGCUGAAGGUAGAAGCAAGGAUUGACAAUUUCCAAAACCUGACAAUGAACAAAAUUGCUUACCUGGAAAACGUAACAUUGAACGCUAUAGACAACAUGAAUGUGACGUUGGAUUCGGUGAAUGUGGAUAUUAACGCAACAGCCAGAAGACUUCUGGAAGAAAGAUUGCAAGAAUUCAAUGAUAAUGUGCUUGACUCCAUAAGAUUUUAUCGACAUACAGGGGACCUUGUCGAGCGAAUCGUGGGGGCCACAGAGACAGUGGCAGACGACCAGACACAAAUGCGCGAGGACAUUAGACAUUUCUUGGAGGUUCAAGUUAAUUUGACAAAAGGUAACGUUCAGGACGGAUUGAAACAGGAAGAUCAAACCCCCAGUGAAAUAUCAAACAAAACUUACAAAACAGAUGAUAACAAAUCCCCGGAAAAAUCUUGUGACUUUACUUCGAUUUUAAUGGAGGAAAUUCAAUUAUUGUACAGGAAUGGAUCGCAAGUUUUAGAUAUCAUUGCUGAGAUGACCAGAUCAUCCCAGAAUGAACUAAGAACAACGAUACAACAACUCAACAAUGAAGUGUUCAAACUACAAGAAAUGAGAAGCGAAGAAGAGAAACCGCACCCGGAAAUGCUGAACGGACAGCUUGACUAUCACAUGGAGGAAAUCUCCAAUAACUCGAGAGCAGUAUUCCACAUCGUGGAGGCUAUAGCCUCUAACACGGGGUGGAUUCCGUACAUCUUCUCCAGCUUACAGUUCCUCGAAAACCAAAUUAAUCAAACAUUAUUGACAACGAAGAAAGCGUUUAAAGUCUCUUUAAUACAGGACAAAUUUAACCCCAAAGCAUCACUAGGGCAUGAACAAAAGUAUACUUCAAGACCCCACUUGUCAGACGAUCCCAACCUGAAUGAAAACAAACCUAAGAAUCGGGAGGUUGUUAAAGACGUCCCCAGUAAAGCCUCGGACACUUCAGGUGUGGUUGGUUACGUUAACCAAACAGAGGAGUUUCAGGAAAAGUUUAAUUUUGUUUAUCGGACAAACAGAAAAGUACACCGUCUACUUCCGGCGUUGACUCGACUGCUAGGGGAACCAGAGCCUUUUGUUGCAUUGGUGGAUGGGCGAAACGAGUAUGAAGGUCGAGUGGAGAUCUAUAAGAAAGGCCGCUGGGGGUCGCUGUGUGGACCACUGACUCAUGUCGAGGCUUCCUAUAUCUGUCGUCAUCUGGGCUAUUUGGGAGGGAUUGCUUCGGAACCUGGACAUUUCGGACAAGGAAGCGGGGUGUUCUGGGCAAUGAAUUUCACCUGUCUGUUGUCAAGGCAAUGCACCAUAGCUCUUCCUGUCAUUGACCCCGAACCGUGCAACCACAAGCACGAUUAUGGAGUUAUAUGCGAUCAUAUGAUUCGAUUAUGGUUUGAGCCAAAGAAAGACAAUGUAAUCAAGCGGAAUACUGGCUUCCUCGAAAUACACCACAGAGAAAAAUGGGUGCCAGUGUGUAGCGACACUUGGUCAGAGAACAAUAGUAAUGUCGUGUGUCGCCAGCUGGGGUACAAAGGGGGCGUGGCCAGCAGUCCCACAGAAGAGGUCAUGCCCUAUCAUACAGAUUUGAUCACUUUUUAUCAUAACAUCACGUGUUCCGGAAGUGAAACAAGAUUAACCGGAUGUGAGAAUGGGAAGUGGAAAGCGAACAGCUGUUCAUCGAAAAUACCCGUGUUUAUACAAUGUUCAUAAUUAUUUUAUGCUUUAACUAUUCCUGGACCAUUUACAUAACUGGAUAAACCCAGUAUUUAUGGAUUUUUUUUACACCUGUACAUGUAAGUUAACAGUAAGGCAUCGAGUACUGUAGACAUUGCAUAGAUGCUGCAAUGUGAUAAUCUUGUUAUAUUCAAAGAUGUUAAAUAUUCCUUUUUCACUGAAUCUCUGUGUAUAGAAUAGUACAGUCGUGUAGAUGUUUGUUGAUCACUUUUGUCUUGAAUUAAUAAUGAUACAGUAAAAAAAUAUAUUAAAUAUAUCGGUUGGGCGAUGAGCGGAAAAGUUGAAAUGUGUUUAAAACCUUUCUUUUUUAUUUGUGCUUAAUCUCAUUGGAUGAAUACUGCUUGUAUGUAAUUCAUUGAACAUUUCUAGAAUAAAUCAUAACAAAAUAACAAUAAUAUAAAAUAACUGAUGUACCUUUUUUUCCAUUUUCCACUGCAUUUAAAUCUUUUUUAUUUGAUGAUUAUCUAUUUAUCAUGACUGUAAAGUUUGUUAUUUAUCUUGUUCCAUUACAGAGUGGAAAAUGUGUGUGGGAGGCAGUUAGGCAGCGCCUAGUAGAAUUAAUGUACUCCUUCAACGAUGUUUUCAUGCUCUUCUGUCUAAACCGAUCUCGAUCCUUGGAAAUUCAUCAUUCAUUUCAAUUUUUUGCUUUCGAAAAAAAAAAACCCUCAAGGGAAUAAAGUGCGUUCAGAUGCAGAAGAACCGAGUACAAAACAUGCUAUGUCACUUUGAUAAUUUCAUAAAAUUAAAAUUCAAAAAUAA